AUGGUUGAUGAUUUGGUUUGUCCCAACUCCUUAGCUGACACUCAUUUGUAUAAUCCAUAUGAAGAUUAUGCGGAGGUGGAAACAAAACUGCGAGCACAUCUAGAAUCAUUUUUAGAAACUUCAAGAUCCUUCAAUACGAUUUACACCAAGGAAAUUCAUCCAUGGACACACAUGAUGGAGGUACCUCAACUGCAUGGGUUUGGGCCAGUUGCUAACAGAUUGCUGGAGGCGUACAAGACGCUCUUGAAGUUCCUUGGGAACCUAAAGAAUCUUCGAGACUUGCAUGCAGCAGUGGCUGUUGGGUUAUCUGAAACAAUUGUUGGUGAGCCUUCUUCUGUCACGAGAAUAAUCUCAGAGUGUGAAACUGCAUUAACAUUCUUGAAUCAUGAUCUUGGAAUCCUUUUGGCUUCUAUUGCUCGUGAGCAAGGUGAGGAGAUCAGUUUGUGA
Ilex paraguariensis (yerba mate) is the source of this 447-nucleotide messenger RNA. NCBI's taxonomy places the organism in Eukaryota, Viridiplantae, Streptophyta, Magnoliopsida, Aquifoliales, Aquifoliaceae. The record is from the annotation of a GenBank genome assembly.